AUGAAGCUUCAAUGGGCCGGGAUCCUCCUCGGGGCUUCCGUUGGGGGAGUUAAUGGUAUGGCCAAAUACAUGCACGAAGCUAUGAGAGGAGAGCGUAUUUCUGGCUACGGCAAAUCCGACAACCCCUCCUGGCUACCGGAGUUCAAAGAUGAAUCUCGUCCAUAUCAAGGCCAUCGAAUUCCCCGUACAGAAUGGACCUUGACAUGCAGCAGCUCCGCUCCCGGUUUCCCAUGCAAAAAUGCGAUUGACGGCAAGAGCACUACUGCUUGGCGCAGCGACUCCUCCGACAAGGGACAUACUUUCAUUGUUGAUCUUGGAGCGUGGUAUCAAGUGGGUGCCGUCGUUGUCCUUCCUCCAACUGAUACGGACACGGAGGGCCUCAUUACCCAGCACAAGAUCUGGGUCAGCGAAGAUCAUGAAAAAUGGACGGGGCCUGUAGCCUAUGGAAUGUGGCCCAGUGUAAACAGACAGCGAAUGUCUGCGUUUGAACCAUCAUCUACCAGAUACUUGAGAAUUACGACCGAUGCCGACAAGGAAAAUCCCUGGGUCGGUAUCGCUGAACUGAACAUCUAUGGAACUCUGUACACCAUCCCUCGUGACCCAGCUCUCGGUGCCUGGGGUCCAACUCUUGAUUUCCCUAUUGUCCCUGUCUCCGGUGCCCAGGAAGGAUCUGGCAUGCUUGCUCUUUGGUCGUCGUGGGCCGAUGAUCAAUUCCACUCGACCCCGGGAGGCAAGACUGUCAUGACCCGAUGGGACCCGUUGACUGGCGACGUCUCUAAGCGCACUGUCAGCGAAACCCACCACGACAUGUUCUGCCCCGGCAUUUCUUAUGACGGUACCGGCAUGAUGGUUGUAACUGGUGGCAAUGAUGCUUCAGAGACUAGCCUCUACGAUUCUGUCAAUGAUGAGUGGAUCCGUGCAACAGAAAUGAAACUUCGUCGUGGAUACCAGGCGUCUACAACUCUCUCCGAUGGACGUGUCUUUGUCAUUGGAGGUUCAUGGGCUGGAGCUUCGAAUGUCGACAAGGAUGCCGAAGUUUACGACCCUGCUACCCGAAACUGGACUAUGCUUCCUGAAGCCAAAGUCAGCGCUAUGUUGACCGAGGAUAUGGAAGGUCCUUGGAGAGCAGAUAACCACGGAUGGCUCUUUGGCUGGAAGGAUCUGAGUGUCUUCCAAGCCGGGCCUAGCAAACAGAUGAAUUGGUAUUCCGCUCGUGACAAUGGAAGUGUUAAGGCGGCAGGAUAUCGCAUGCAGGACGAGGAUUCCAUGUCCGGCAAUGCAAUUAUGUUCGAUGCCGUGAAGGGAAAGAUCCUUACUCUCGGUGGCUCUCCUGACUAUGAUAAAUCGUGGGCCACCGACGCCGCCCAUGUUAUCACAAUUGGCGAGCCUGGUACACCGCCCAAGGUUGAACCUGCCGGAAGAGGAGGCGCUAUGCUCUAUGACCGUGUGUUCCACACUACGGUCGUUCUUCCCGAUGGAAAAGUCGCCAUAUUUGGCGGCCAGAAGUUUGGUGUUGCCUUCAAUGAGGAAAACGUCCACUUCAUUCCUGAAAUCUAUGACCCUGAAACCAAUACUUUCAAUAAGUUGCAACAGAACAAUGUUGUGAGAGUGUAUCAUACCGUCUCAAUCCUCCUCCCAGAUGCUCGGGUUUUGAAUGCAGGCGGUGGACUCUGCGGCAACUGCACGGCCAACCACUAUGACGGCCAAAUCUUUACUCCUCCCUACCUCCUUACUGCCUCAGGCCAGCGCCGCCCCCGUCCUGAGAUCUUGUCAGGCUUGCCAGAUAGGACCUUGGUUGGUAGCACCCUGAGAUUCAAAACCUCCGGGCCUAUCUCAACAGCUUCCCUGAUCCGUCUGGGCACCAACACCCAUACUGUCAACACUGAUCAACGCCGCAUCCCACUUGAUGUUACUGCUACAACAUUCUUCGGAAACACCUGGAAAACUACUCUGCCAAAAGAUUCGGGUAUUCUCAUCCCUGGAUACUGGAUGCUGUUCGUUAUGGAUCGAGACGGAGUGCCUAGUAUCGCGAAGAUCAUGAUGAUUGGCGUGGACAACAGGAAGACCAUCCAGGCUGCACAGGAUCCGCUAGGCAUGAUUGAGGAAGAGAACGGUGAGCCUGAAUCAUUACACACUUUUGGAAAUCUUGAAAACUGA
Messenger RNA from Penicillium vulpinum, 2157 nucleotides. Its product is annotated as putative galactose oxidase. Gene Ontology annotation, molecular function: protein binding. The record is from RefSeq and is a predicted model, not a curated record. The transcript has a single exon. NCBI's taxonomy places the organism in Eukaryota, Fungi, Ascomycota, Eurotiomycetes, Eurotiales, Aspergillaceae. Bases 1 to 2157 code for a protein of 718 amino acids.